Juglans microcarpa x Juglans regia is the source of this 1566-nucleotide messenger RNA. Its product is annotated as oxysterol-binding protein-related protein 3C. Gene Ontology annotation, cellular component: cytosol; intracellular membrane-bounded organelle; membrane. Bases 122 to 1492 code for a protein of 456 amino acids. Gene Ontology annotation, molecular function: sterol binding. The transcript is spliced from 10 exons. The record is from RefSeq and is a predicted model, not a curated record. NCBI's taxonomy places the organism in Eukaryota, Viridiplantae, Streptophyta, Magnoliopsida, Fagales, Juglandaceae.
CGUCCAUUUUCGUUUUUCUUCACCACCCUCUAUUCUUUCUCGAAUCUCUCCCCCUAUCUCUCUCCGUCAGAUCUUCCGUCGGACUUUUACUAUCUCCGAAUAGUUUGGCCGUUGGAGAGAUAUGAGUAGCCCUAAGAAGAACGAGGGUAAGGGCUUCUUCGCAGCCAUGAGUUCUGGUCUCUCCGUGUUCGGCAACGCCAUGCAUCGAUCCGUCAACGGGUUGCUUGGUUAUGAAGGGGUAGAAGUGAUAAAUCCAGAGGGAGGAAAAGAAGAUGCAGAGGAGGAAGCUCAGAGAGGAAGAUGGAAACAGGAGGAUAGAGACAGCUACUGGAAAAUGAUGCACAAGUAUAUAGGUUCAGAUGUUACAUCAAUGGUCACACUUCCGGUCCUUAUUUUUGAGCCAAUGACUAUGCUUCAGAAAAUGGCAGAGUUGAUGGAAUACUCGUACCUGCUGGAUCAAGCAGAUGAAUGCGAGGAUCCAUAUAUGCGAUUGGUGUAUGCCUCAUCAUGGGCUAUAUCUGUAUACUUUGCCUAUCAACGAACCUGGAAGCCUUUUAAUCCUAUUCUAGGGGAGACUUAUGAAAUGAGCAAUCAUGGAGGUAUUACAUUUAUUUCAGAGCAGGUGAGUCAUCAUCCUCCAAUGAGUGCUGGACACGCUGAAAAUGAGCAUUUUACUUAUGAUGUGACAUCAAAGUUGAAAACUAAAUUUUUAGGAAAUUCUCUCGAUGUUUACCCUGUUGGAAGAACACGUGUGACUCUUAAAAAGGAUGGUGUGGUCUUGGAUUUGGUGCCGCCUCCUACUAAGGUUAAUAACCUGAUUUUUGGCCGUACUUGGGUUGAUUCACCAGGCGAGAUGGUUAUGACGAAUUUGACUACGGGAGACAAAGUCAUUCUAUACUUCCAGCCAUGUGGCUGGUUUGGAGCUGGUCGCUAUGAGGUGGAUGGGUAUGUAUAUAAUGCUGCUGAGGAACCUAAAAUAUUGAUUACUGGGAAAUGGAACGAGUCUUUGAGUUAUCAACCAUGUGACAUUGAAGGGGAACCCCUUCCAGGCACAGAACUGAAAGAGGUUUGGCAUGUUGCUGAUAUUCCAGAGAAUGACAAAUUUCAAUACACACAUUUUGCACAUAAAAUAAAUAGCUUUGACACUGCUCCUAGGAAGUUGUUGGCAUCAGAUUCUCGCUUGCGCCCUGAUAGAUAUGCACUUGAGAGGGGUGAUCUAUCCAAAGCUGGUGCAGAAAAGAGCAGUUUGGAGGAGAGACAGAGAGCUGAAAAGAGAAACCGAGAGGCCAAGGAACAUCAGUUUACACCAAGAUGGUUUGAUUUAACGGAUGAAGUUACAUCUACGCCUUGGGGUGAUUUGGAAGUCUACCAAUACAACAGUAAAUACACACAACAUCGGGCUGCUGUAGACAGCUCAGAUAGCGUCAAUGAGGUUGAUGUUAGAUCAAUAGAAUUCAACCCAUGGCAGUAUGGUAAUUUGUCUGAAGAAUGAGGUACUCAUUCUACAUUUGGUUGCUAAAUUAUGCAGUUAAUUGAUGGAAACAUUCUUUUGAUGUGUGAUUGGAA